Messenger RNA from Hyalella azteca, 896 nucleotides. Its product is annotated as isoleucine--tRNA ligase, mitochondrial-like. Gene Ontology annotation, molecular function: isoleucine-tRNA ligase activity; ATP binding. Gene Ontology annotation, cellular component: cytosol. NCBI's taxonomy places the organism in Eukaryota, Metazoa, Arthropoda, Malacostraca, Amphipoda, Hyalellidae. The annotation marks the transcript as partial. Gene Ontology annotation, biological process: isoleucyl-tRNA aminoacylation. The record is from RefSeq and is a predicted model, not a curated record. The transcript is spliced from 5 exons.
CUCAAUGUAUGUGUGACUAUUUCCACAGAAAGGUAUCAAUAAUGAGCCUCCUUGCCAGGCAACAUUGUAACCUAUUACAAAAUAAGGCCCUUUCCAAAUUAAUCUGUUUUUUCCAUGGUUCUCGGUGUUUUUCCCAAGAAAAUGUACAUAGAAACAAAAAAUCUUGUACUCAAACAACUAGAAAAGAUAACGUCCCUAAAUCAACAAAAUAUCAACAGACAUUAUUUCUGCCUUCCAAGGUUUCCACUAAGUUGCCAUUGAAGGUCGAGGACAUCUUAGAACAUGUACUUCAAAUACAGAAGGAGUUUGAGUGGAAUAAACAGUAUGAGAGGCAGUAUAUGCAGGCAGAGAGGAGAGCAGAAUUUGUUCUCCAUGACGGUCCUCCUUAUGCUAAUGGCAGCCUACAUAUUGGCCAUGCUCUCAACAAGAUUUUGAAAGACAUAACAGUUCGCCAGAAAAUGAUAGAAGGAUUCAAGGUGCAUUACAAGCCUGGCUGGGACUGUCAUGGCCUGCCCAUUGAAUUGCAAGCCAUGAAAAUGGGAUCUUUACCAGGAGCUGGUGUGAAGAGCCUCUCACCUUUGGAGCUUCGUAAAAUAUCUCGCCAAUUUGCCGAGUCUUGCGUUAAGGAGCAGAAGAAGACUUUUGAACUCUGGGGCGUUUUGGGUGACUGGAACAAUGCUUACCUCACAGCCCAGCCCAGCUAUGUUGCUUGGCAACUCAGGCUCUUUGACAGGCUCAAGAAGAAAGGCCUGAUAUUCCAGGCUCACAUGCCGAUAUUCUACUCGCCCUCCUUGCGGACAACGUUGGCAGAGGCAGAGGUUGUAUACAAGGAUGAUCACAUCAGUCCAGACCUCACCCUAGCACUGCGCUGUGCUCGCUCUUCUACACGUCUUCAG